UUUUGAAGAGGUUAAAUGACAUAACAUCUGAAAUACAAAAUUCAUUUUAUCGUGAUCGAAAGCACGGAAAUAAAUUAAAAUGCAUUCACGACAGUCGAUGACAUCUAUAAGCUCUGCCAAUUUCCAACAGCAGGGAAUUGGAAUUGUUGUCCAACAGAGUGUUCACAGAAGCUAUUCACAGGACAGUGGUUUAAAUUUUGGCGCUUACCCUGGGGAUAUCCGGAUGAAUCCUUUGUAUGCGGCAGAACCUGAAGACAUCGAAAUUCAACCGCAAAUUAGAGGUUUCGGACGUGAAAGUGCUGCUUUGGCCAACUUACCCAAGAAUGUAAAUUCACGACAAAAUGUCUGUCCGAGCUCACCUUUGGGUAUUCCCCAAGACGAGGAUGAAGUUCCAACAUCUAAUAGUCCAAGCGCAGGCUGUGGAAUCCAGAAUAACUGCUUCACUGUAUUCAAACGUGUGUUCUCAGCACUUCUCAUCAUUGGAGAUGUAUUGAUCGACUGGACAUCAUUGGCCGAUGUCAUCAAGGGAACGGUUUCGAAUGAAAGCACACUUACAAAGAAUGAACAGUUCACGUUCUCCUUUCCAGCGUUCGACGAUGCUGCAUUAAACAGCAGUUCAGCGGAAACAGAUAAUUGUGGCUCCUCUACCUUUAAACUAACGAUCUCGUACGGCGGUUUUGUCAUUUUUGGCUCUGUCUUUGCCCUAGUGAAAUUGCUGAACAUCGUUGGAGAAACCAGGCGUGAAAUUUGCGAGAAAAACCCAAAGUACGAUAAACGUGACAAUAAAUCACAAAAGAAUGAAAAGAAAAAACAAAAAUCAUUUGGAUUUCAGUUGUUACAUGGCUGGGUAGAAACAUUCUUUGCUCUUUUGUUUGAAGAUCUCCCACAAAACUUCUUGCUUCUCCUAUACUCGAUGUCCUGUAAGAGUAAUGCCUUAAACAAAACAAAGACAUUUGCGUCCAUGAUAGGUUCUUUUGUGAAAAAUGUCUUUCGAAAAUCAACAUGUAAACAAAAAACUGGCUGCGUUUGCUGUCUAUAUGCUUUCGAUAUUGGCUGCAUGAACUUCACUUGCUUAGCUUGCGUUGUUUGUUCCUGUUGUUCGUCCGCAAACAAUUACUAUCCAGAUGGAAGUUUAGUUAAGGUCAAGGAGGAAAAAUGGCGAAUUGAAGAUGCUGAAGAUCAUUUUAGGUGUUGCGAAUGUGUUGAGCUUGAGUGGGGGUGUGAGGUAGAUUUUCCACCUGUUUGCUCGUGUGGGCGCUGCGUUUUAAUCGAACAAAUGGGGUGCUGUAAUAACAAAUUUGAAAGUAAAUGCUGUGAACUGGAGUGCUGUAGGAACGGUUGUUGUGGUAAAAGGAUCGAUAAAGACCCAAUAUGGUUACAGAAAUACAUAACCUUAUGUUAUCUGAUCAACAUUGCAAUAUUUAUCUUGCAUGUUCUUGGUACAAAUCUGGCUGAUAUGUUUGGUUUAUAG
This is a messenger RNA of Mercenaria mercenaria, 1471 nucleotides long. RefSeq lists its product as uncharacterized. Bases 80 to 1471 code for a protein of 463 amino acids. The record is from RefSeq and is a predicted model, not a curated record. The transcript is spliced from 3 exons. Lineage: Eukaryota; Metazoa; Mollusca; Bivalvia; Venerida; Veneridae.